This is a messenger RNA of Sycon ciliatum, 2799 nucleotides long. Its product is annotated as vacuolar protein sorting-associated protein 52 homolog. Gene Ontology annotation, cellular component: GARP complex. Bases 146 to 2266 code for a protein of 706 amino acids. The record is from RefSeq and is a predicted model, not a curated record. The transcript is spliced from 21 exons. NCBI's taxonomy places the organism in Eukaryota, Metazoa, Porifera, Calcarea, Leucosolenida, Sycettidae. Gene Ontology annotation, biological process: retrograde transport, endosome to Golgi; Golgi to vacuole transport; endocytic recycling. Gene Ontology annotation, molecular function: syntaxin binding.
GAAAGAGCAAGCUGCAAGUGCAACAUUUUUGUUUGAAGAACACAACAAUCACAGCAGUUCUUUCAGGUCACCGAACUAUCUCUUUUGUCGAUGUUGUUCUACUUGGCUCCACAUCAAUUGGGUUGACGUCCUUCUGCUAUUGGGGAUGUCGACUGCCGAGCAAGAUGAAGACCUUGAUCAGGAUAUGCCCAAUCUCGACUUGGGAGAAUUGGACAUAACAUCAGUUGAGGAUGAUAUCCUCGAUGUCAGCGAGGCUGCUGGUCACAUUCAGGCCAAUUUGGAUGAUGAGCGUGUGCAAGAAGCCCUGAAAAAGGGAGUGGAUUUGCGGCAAUAUGCCAAGCAGAUGGAGGAUGAGCUACAGAAAGUGGAGAAUGCUUCCAUUGGUGACUAUAUCAAAGCAAGUGAGAGUAUUGCCAGUCUGCACUAUCAGAUCCACUCGUGUGAUGGCAUCCUCGAGCGAAUGGAGCAGAUGCUCAGCAGUUUCCAGGCUGACCUUGGUAGCAUCAGCUCGGAGAUUCAAAGCCUGCAGGAGCAGUCUCUGUCCAUGAAUGUUCAGCUGAAGAAUAGGCAGUCGGUGCGGAGUGAGAUCAGUCAGUUUGUUGAUGACAUGUUUGUCAAUGACACACUUGUCAAAGUUAUGUGUGAUGUCAGUGCUUCCGAGCAGCAGUUUGUGGAGCAACUACAUGAGCUGGAUCAUAAGAUCAAUUUCCUCAAGGAGCAGGAUUUCCGAGAGGCAAUGUCCGUGAAUGAUGUCCAUGACAUUGUGGACAAAUUGAAGAUAAAGGCAGUGACCAAGAUCCGUGAGUUCCUCAAGGUCAAGAUCUCUGGCUUCAGGCGGCCCAUGGCUAACUACCAGGUUAUGCAGAACACGCUGCUCAACUUCAGGUAUUACUACGAGUUCUUGAUGGCGCAUCACCGCGACACUGCGCACGAGAUACGAACGGACUACGUGGACACGAUGGGCAAGAUAUACUUCUCCUACUUCAAGACCUACUAUAGUCGACUCAUGAAGCUGCAGUUUGAUGAAGUUGCAUCAAAGGAUGACCUCAUGGGCGUUGAAGACACGGCUAAGAGAGGGUUCUUCAAUGCUGCCAGCCGUGUGGCUGUGAGAAAUCGUACCGGUGUCUUCACUCUCGGUGAUCGUGCGUGCAUCCUGACUACAGAGUUGGAAGACCCGGCCAUCAUUCCCCACUCAGCUCAGAAAGUGGAAAAGAAAUACUCGUUCGAGGGCUUGUUCCGGAGCCUGCACUAUGCCCUACUGGACAAUGUGUCGCGUGAGUACCUGUUCGUGGUGGACUUCUUCUCGCUGUCCGGUGAGAAUGCGCAGCUCGUCUUCAACGCUAUCAUGGGCAAGGCUCUUACCUACCUGUUGCGUAACUUGGAAGCGUACAUUGAGGGUUCGUUCGACGCCAUCAGCAUAUUCCUGUGCAUUCAUGUGCUGUACCGCUACGAGGGUAUCCUCAAGCGGCGCAACGUGCCGUCAUUGGCAAGCUACAUCCAACGUCUGCAGAACCAGCUGUGGCCGCGCUUUGAAACAAUUGUGGAGUUGAACCUGUCCAGCAUUCGUGACUGUGAGCCCAGCAAGCUUGGCCAUAUCGACAUCCGGCCGCACUAUAUCACACGUCGCUAUGCAGAGUUUUCAGCAGCCAUUGUUGGCAUCAACGAGAGUCAGCCUCAGCACAAGGUGUUAGAUCUCCUGGGUCGCCUUCAGCAGGAAGUGGAGAACUUCAUCUUGCGCAUGGCUGCCGAGUUCCCUGGUCGCAAGGAGCAGCUAGUAUUCCUUAUCAACAACUACGAUAUGAUGUUGGCUGUGCUGACGGAAAGAACCUCGGAUGAUUCGAAGGAGUCGGAGAGCUUUCAGCAGCUGCUGAAUGCGCGCACUGGCGAAUUUGUUGAAGAGGCGUUAGCACCAGGCUUUGGAGGGUUGAUGACGUUUGUGAAGGACACUGAACCGCUGGUGGAGAGAGGGCAAGCAGGCCGUGUCAAAGUCGAUCAAGGCCGCUUGCAGCAGAUUGUACGCGGCUUUUCCAAUGACUGGAAGCGCAACAUUGAUGCUAUCAACCAGGACGUGAUGCGCUCAUUUUCCAACUUCAAGAACGGCCAGGCGAUCUUGCAGGCCGUGCUGACGCAGCUGAUCCAGUACUACCAUCGCUUCACCAAGAUCCUGUCCCAACCACCGUUUGCCACCAUGGCUGGCCUCCGCUCGCAGCUUGUCAACAUCCACCAUGUCAUGGUGGAAGUCAAGAAGCACCGUACACAGUUCUAGUGUUCGCCACCAUGGCUGGCCUCCGCUCGCAGCUUGUAUAGUAGCGUUCGUCUGGCUCAUCUGCAAGGCCCUGCAAUCAAUGUGGUAUAUUCUGAUACUCGCCUGGCCUUUAAUUUAACCCUCAAUGCUCACUUACCGAGUCACAAUAUGUGCUCUACCUUGGAGACGAAGUGCAAAUGUUGAAGAGAAGUUGUUGUGCACCUCGUCCGUUGUAUUUUACUUAUUUUUAGUUACUUAUUCCUGUAGAAAAUUUCAUAUUGACCUUGGUAUCUUGUCGCGUGCUUUUUCUUUUGCUGGUGUUUUUCAAUCGCGACGAUAUAGGUAAACACAUGUACAUAUUUUAAAUACACCUAUCCCAUAUUAGUCGUGUCGGUCUCUUGUCUUUGCUAUGAAUUGUUUAGUAGGUCUACUCUUGCGCUGAUCAUCAGUAUUGCUGCCGAGUAUUGUGCUUUGUGUAAAUUUAUGCGCUGCUAAUUUAGCUUACUUUCCUGAGAAUGUAUAGUGAUGAAGACAAUAAUUAUUAUUAAUUAUUA